This is a messenger RNA of Dothidotthia symphoricarpi CBS 119687, 1200 nucleotides long. RefSeq names its product P-loop containing nucleoside triphosphate hydrolase protein. The transcript has a single exon. The coding region runs from base 308 to 1033 and encodes 241 amino acids. The record is from RefSeq and is a predicted model, not a curated record. Lineage: Eukaryota; Fungi; Ascomycota; Dothideomycetes; Pleosporales; Dothidotthiaceae. Gene Ontology annotation, cellular component: cytoplasm.
GGGCUCGAAGACCUCUGGCCUGGAAUCCUGCAUCAGCGGGGAGGGCUCCAUGGUCAAUUCCAAGUAUGCAGGAGUUCAAUGCAAGCUUCAACAACAGUUUCCUCGAGAUGUCGCAACAUGUCGCAAAGCUACCCAGAAUUAGGGACGGGCCGCUAGGCGAUCGACACCGAUGACAUAGCCCCACCUACACUCACAUGCGCGUCUUGAUCCCUAGGUACCACGUUGUAAAGACUCUGCGACUGGGUUCAAUAGGGCACAGUUGCAGUAGGGAGGUGUGUCUUGUCACAUCGUCACAUUCCUAGCAAACAUGUCACAACUACCACCCCUCAUCCUCGCCAUCUCCGGCCCCUCCUCCUCUGGAAAGACAACCCUCUCCCGCCUCUUGCGCUCCCUUUCACCGGCGCAGACAUCGAUUUUGCACCUGGACGACUUCUACUUGCCCGACACUUCGAUUCCCGUCAAAAAUGGAAUUCAAGAUUGGGACUGCCUAGAGUCACUCGACCUGCCUCUUCUUGAAAAAGCGCUGCACACGAUAAAAAGCACGGGGCAAACACCUGAUUGGCUGGUUAGCAAAGAAGAUCAGAACAGUGUCGGCGAGCAUGGGGUGCCAGAAGCCGUCAUACAGGAGGUGAGACAAAGGGUCAAAGAGUGGGGAGGAAGAAGAAUACAUAUCAUCGAUGGCUUCCUGCUGUUUUCCCGUUCAAUGCCGCAAAUACAACCUCUCUUCGACAUCAAACUCUUCCUUCGCACCUCUUACUCCACAGCAAAGGCCCGCCGGGAAGCACGUAGCGGAUACGUCACUUUGGAAGGUUUUUGGGCGGAUCCACCAGGCUAUGUAGAUGCAGUCGUAUGGCCCAACUAUGUAGCGGAUCACCAGUUUCUGUUCCGCAAUGGACAGGUCGACGACGAGUUGGAUGAAGAGGUUUGUGGUGAGAUGGGCAUUUGGGGGAUGCCGAGAGACGCCGAAGAGAACAUGGAAAAGUGUUUCAGGUGGGCAGUUGAAGUCUUAGAGGGGGCCACUCAGAAAUCAUGACGUCGCAGGAUGGUCAAUGAAAGCAAGAAGAUGAAUUAUAGACUGGAUUAACGCUCGUGCUUGGAGUUGUUACGCUUUUGCCCAGGUUGCUAGAAAGCUCGAACGAGUACGCAAGACCAAGGAAGAUAAUGUCCGCCGAGGUCGAAUAUGACUAAAUAAACAAGCAA